Messenger RNA from Diorhabda sublineata, 1253 nucleotides. RefSeq names its product SAP30-binding protein. The record is from RefSeq and is a predicted model, not a curated record. Lineage: Eukaryota; Metazoa; Arthropoda; Insecta; Coleoptera; Chrysomelidae. Bases 160 to 993 code for a protein of 277 amino acids. Gene Ontology annotation, biological process: regulation of DNA-templated transcription. Gene Ontology annotation, cellular component: nucleus. The transcript has 2 exons.
CAAGAGGCCAUAUUUCGCUACAUGUCAGCACACUAACCUCAUUGUUGUAUGUAAUUUCCAUUUUAUACAUUAUUGCCAAAGUUUACUAUUUUAUAUAUUGGUGAGUUACAUAUUAAUUGAAAUUCGUAUUUUGUUACUUGCUUAAGAUUACGUAUCAACAUGACAGCAUUAGCAACGUUAACGGCAACAUAUACCGAUUCAGAAGGUGAAGAAGAUGGUCGUGAUGAAAACUAUGAAAAUGUUAAUGACCAAGACGUUGUUAUGGGAUCUCCACAUUCUCCUGAAGAAAAUCGUUCUUAUACAUCUUCCCAACCAACUAGUCCGGCACCUAUUAAAAUAACUACAAAAGUUGCUAAAUUGGUGUCGUAUAUAGAUGAUACUGUUGUUUCUGAUGAUGAAGGAGAAUCUGAAUAUUUACCACACGAAGUUAUUAUAAUGAAGGAUACGAGUAACAAUGGGGAUGAGAAUUUGAUAGAUGAAGAGGGCAUGAUACCUCCAGAGCCUCCAGGUCACUGUUCUACAGAGUUACAAGAUAAAAUUACAAAAUUGUAUGAAAAAAUGCUAACACAACAAAUGGAUAUGAAUGCAGUAAUUCAGAAGAGGAAAGAUUUUAGAAAUCCCAGCAUUUAUGAGAAACUAAUACAGUUUUGUGAUUUGAAUGAAUUGGGAACAAACUAUCCACCAUCUAUGUAUGAUCCAUUAAAAUGGAGUAAAGAAUCUUAUUAUGAAGAAUUGGCAAAAGUUCAAAAGGCAGAAAUGGAUAAACGUGAAAAAGAUAAAAAAGGGAAAGUUGAGUUUGUCUCAGGUUCUAAAAAGUCCGAAGAAGAUAAAAAGAGGAAAAGUAAAUGGGAUCAACCUGGAGGAGGGAAUGCAGCUCCUCAAUCAAUUAAACCAGCUGGUUUAGUUCAACCUACAUUAACAACAUCAUCAACUGGUACAAAAGGAACUGUCAUUUCAGCUUUUGGUUCAUUACCUAAAAAACCAAGACCAUGAAAACAUGUCUUUAUAAUGACUGGGAAAAUUUUAUUUAUUGUAAGCUACCUGUCUGUCCAAUAUGUAUAUAUUUAGUUUAGUAUGUAAUGAAGAAGAAACUGAAAAGUAUAUACGAGAUAUGCAAAUUAACAAUACAAGAAACAAACAAUCAUUUGGGGUGAGAAAAUGAAAAGCUAGAAUGUGUUUGAAUAUUUAAUAAAAAUGGAUUAUUCUUAAUUGUAAUAGUUACCUAUAGAUAAUAAAUUUUUUCUUCUGGUGAA